AAUCAGCUGAUCGUUCACGUUUUGUUUACGAGCCGUUUGUUUGGUACCGAUGUCAUUCAUAGGUGUGUCAUUCGAGCGUGUUAUGUGCGUUUUACAACACGUACUCCGGUUCAGCGCUGACACGGUCAUCAAUCAUACAGAUCUAACCAUAUCAUAUAGCCAACAAUGAACGGAACGGCCGACUUGGUCAAGUCAAUCGAAACGUUGACUUCAUUUUUACCAAACAAUCCCCUUGGUACACCAUUGGAAUCGAACUGGCGAUACAUGACAGCUACUUAUACGGAAUGGGAGAUUGCAACUUACGGAUCUAUUUUCGUUCACGAAGUUAUAUACUUUAUGUUCUGUCUACCAAGUUUCCUCUUCCAAUUUAUUCCGUCCAUGAAGCGGUUCAAGAUCCAGCAGGAUAAGCCAGAAGAAAGACAGUGGGGAUGUGUGAAACUGCUUCUAUUCAGUCAUUUCUGCAUACAGGCACCAAUGAUUCUCGGAACGUACUAUUUCACGCAAGUGUUUGGAAUAAAGUACGACUACGACUCGAUACCCAGAUGGUAUGUACUGGCGGCACAAGUGAUAGGAUGUGCUAUCAUUGAGGAUACCUGGCACUACUUUCUUCACCGAUUGCUUCACCAUAAGCGUCUUUACAAACAUGUACACAAAGUGCACCAUUCGUAUACGGCACCAUUCGGUCUUGUGGCUGAAUAUGCUCACCCUAUAGAAACUGUAGUUCUAGGAAUGGGGUUCUUCAUUGGCAUUGUGACCUUCUGCAACCACAUGGUGAUGAUGUGGGUGUGGGUCGCUGUGAGACUGCUUGAAACCAUUGACGUACACACGGGGUAUGACAUUCCUUGGCUGAAUCCAAUGCACCUUAUCCCGGGUUAUGCCGGUUCACGUGCUCACGACUUUCACCACCAGAACUUUGUUGGCAACUACUCGUCUACGUUUGUGUAUUGGGACAAGCUAUUUGGCACAGACAAGCAGUACAAAGAUUACUAUGCCCAGCUGAAAAACAAGCAGCAGUAACCAACCACUGCAAGAACUGGGGAAUCACAUCCUGGUGUUAUUCCUUAGCUUCCAGAAUUCACUUGUGUUGUUUAGUUUUUUUCAAGUAAUUUCUCUCUAGCACACGUUAGCUUACUGAAUGAGCUAAAGACUCGGAAAAUUAUUAUAAAGUCAUCAAAAUUAUAUCAAUAUUUCCCUGUAGACACAAUGUUAAGUACGAUUAUGUUGCUGUUAUGAAUGUAUGAAUUCAUAUUCGUAGGUACACCAUUAUUUACAUUAUAUAAUCAAAGUUAUUUGUCUUAUUUAUCAUCAAAUAACUUUAUCUUAUUUUUGGAGUUCAAUGCUGAAGUAAUUGCACUUGGAGGAAUAUUUAUGAGAAUAUUUGUAGUAUAUUUCAUGUCAUUUUAUUAUGCAGGUUAUGGGUUUUGAUGACGGUCAUGAUCGUCCGUCCGUGCGAGCGUCCGUCAACAGUUGGGCACAAAUCUAAACGGCUCGACGUACGGAUUCGAAAGUCGGGGACGCCUGGGGGGGCGGGGAAGUAACAAAACGAGUUGGGAGGUCCAAAGCCU
Messenger RNA from Priapulus caudatus, 1565 nucleotides. Its product is annotated as methylsterol monooxygenase 1-like. Bases 166 to 1017 code for a protein of 283 amino acids. The record is from RefSeq and is a predicted model, not a curated record. Gene Ontology annotation, biological process: sterol biosynthetic process. Gene Ontology annotation, molecular function: C-4 methylsterol oxidase activity; iron ion binding. NCBI's taxonomy places the organism in Eukaryota, Metazoa, Priapulida, Priapulimorpha, Priapulimorphida, Priapulidae. The transcript is spliced from 8 exons.